CCGCACGCACGCACGCACGCACGCACGCCGGCCUCCUUUGCGCCUGCGCGCUGACCACGCUCCCUUUCCCUUCCGCCGCCGCCCGCGCCGCACUCGCCAUGGGCCACCAGCAGCUCUACUGGAGCCACCCCAGGAAGUUCGGGCAGGGGUCGCGCUCCUGCCGCGUCUGCUCCAACCGCCACGGCCUGAUCCGCAAGUACGGCCUCAACAUGUGCCGCCAGUGCUUCCGCCAGUACGCCAAGGACAUCGGCUUCCUCAAGCUCGACUGACCCACCCACGGAAGAGGACCGCUGACCACGGGGGAGCCGCCCCGCCCCGGAGACCCUGGUGGGGGGGGAUGGAUGCGCUUAGGGGAGGGGGCCUGGCUUCCCCCCCCCCCCGCACACGCUUUGGUGUACAUAAAAUAAAGAGGUUGUGAGCGAGG
Sphaerodactylus townsendi is the source of this 424-nucleotide messenger RNA. RefSeq names its product ribosomal protein S29 (gene RPS29). Gene Ontology annotation, cellular component: ribosome; cytosolic small ribosomal subunit. Gene Ontology annotation, biological process: translation. Gene Ontology annotation, molecular function: structural constituent of ribosome; zinc ion binding. The record is from RefSeq and is a predicted model, not a curated record. Lineage: Eukaryota; Metazoa; Chordata; Lepidosauria; Squamata; Sphaerodactylidae. The transcript is spliced from 3 exons. The coding region runs from base 99 to 269 and encodes 56 amino acids.